AAAGAAGAGUUCUAAAUGAAAGUAAAUUUAUAGGCAAUUAAAAGAGAGAUAAUUUAGCUUUCAUUUGAGUAGAAGGCAAAGAUAAGCUUCCUCUGGCUUCUGUACAUUAUAAUUUAUUAAUAUUCUCGACAACUUCCUUUUACACCAAAAAUUGUUUUAUUUUUCCCUUCAUCUCUUGUGUCCACAUCAACACUACGUCCAACAUUAUUGAUUUUGAUUGCUCAUUUAUACAUUUCUGCUUCUGAUUGAAUCAACAUGAAAUCUGAAGCAGAAAUGGUCAGCAACAAUGAAAUUAAAACAAAGGGUGAUGAAAAGAAGGGAGAGAAAAAGUUCUUCGCUAUUGACAAGAAAAUGUGGCGCUUUAAGCUCCAUUUUUUUCUGUUUAUAGGAGGCAUUGCUACUGUGUUUCCAUACUUACCACAUUAUGCCAAUAAAAAUAUUGGAAUUUCUUUCACAGCCAUUGCCAUAAUAUUUAUGGUGCAACAGUUUUUAUUCAUUGUCACAAAGACUAUAAUAGGUUAUCUAGCGGAUUAUUUCAAUCAACUCAAAGCAAUGAUCUGUAUUUUGACUGUUACACAAGGUCUCAGCUUUGCACUCAUUUUAAUCAUACCGAAAAUUGAACACACUGUUACUUCCACUGCUAACAACUCAUCGUGUUAUCUAGAACAUUUGGAAAAAUUCUUCGAUCCAGAAUUAUCAUUUUUAAAAACUGAUGAUGAAAUGAUUUCUUUCUGUGGCGAGCUGGACUUGGAACAAAACCCUGUAUUGAAUUGUGAGCGUGAUCUUUGUGACCGUGUGUGUUUAUGCACCCAGAUAAAUGAUAGCCGAUGCUGUUUUUCUUUAAAAAAAAGAGGGAAUUUCAGUCAAGAAUAUAUUAAAAACCACACAACAAUGCACUGCUCGUGCCCCGAGGAACCACCGGAAGAUGCGACACAAAUUAACGAAUUUCUAUCCUAUCAGUUCUGGCUAUUCGCUUUCAUACACACUCUUGGAAUGGUAUGCAACAAUGCAGUGUUCACACUCUCAGAUACAGCCUGCUGUGAAAGUGUGGAGAAAACUGGCACCAACUUCGGACGCCAAAGACUGUGGGGUGCGAUCGGAUGGGGAUUGCUGGCUCCUUUAGGUGGACUUCUGAACGACUGCACGGAGAGCUACAUCCCAUCGUGGAUGUUCAUGGAAGUAUGUUUGUGUUUUGUGAUAUGGAACAUUUUGAAACUAGAAUUAGAAAAACCAACUUUUUCAAAAAAUAUCAUGAAAGAUGUCGGAACUGUACUGAAGUCAGGCGAGUUCUUGAUUUUUGAAGCAGGCUUGUUGAUGAACGGCAUCGGAGCAGCUCUGAUCUGGAGCUACUUAGUGAUGUUCCUCAUAUCCAUCGGUGCCAGCAAACUGUUAUGUGGAUUGUCUCUCACUGUGCAAAGCUUCCUAGGCACUUUACCAUUGAUGUACUUUUCUGGAGCAAUCAUAAAGAAAUUGGGACAUUUAAACGUUUGUUCUUUAGCUCUGAUAUUGUACACAGUUCGUUUUCUGUGGUACAGUUACUUGUACAACCCAUGGUUGGUUCUGAUUGUUGAAUUACUCCACGGCUUCACGUAUGGAUUACUGUAUACAAAUAUUGCAUCUUUUGGCAAGGAGAGUGCAAAGCCAGGAACUGAAGCAACUACACAAUCACUUCUAUUUGGAACGCACGAGGGAUUAGGUGGAGGUUUUGGCUGUGUUCUUGGCGGUCUUGGACUAGAUCUAGUUGGAGGUCGUCAGACUUUCUUCAUUGCCAGUCUCUUCACUGGAUGUGGAUUUUUACUUCACCAACUGAGCAUCCGGUUGGUCCAAAGAAGAAAAGGAAACAUAAAAAUAACACCAGAGUUUACUCCAACCGUUGAAACUAAUCAUAAAAUAUAGCAUUUCAAUAAAAAUUCAUUGCUAGAAAAUCAAUUAAAAUUAUACGGCUUUUU
Parasteatoda tepidariorum (common house spider) is the source of this 1949-nucleotide messenger RNA. RefSeq names its product major facilitator superfamily domain-containing protein 6. Lineage: Eukaryota; Metazoa; Arthropoda; Arachnida; Araneae; Theridiidae. Gene Ontology annotation, cellular component: membrane. The record is from RefSeq and is a predicted model, not a curated record.